AUGAAGCAGAAAAAGAAUAAUAAAUUUGCUUUACUGAUAACUUUUCUAAAGAUGAUGUUUUUGAAAUAAGAAUAAGUGCAAAUUCAUCAAAUUAUAGUGUAAAAAUAGCUGAGGCUAACACUGAAUCAAUUGAUAGUUUAUAUGAAAGAAAAGGAUCUUGGGAACAUAAUUAUUAAUAUUAAUCAACUUCUGCUACUGCUCAUAUUAGAUGCUGUUUAACAAAUUUUGAGAAUGGUUUUAUCAUUUUUAAUAUUACAUAUAAAACUGGAUCAGAGUUGGCUAAUAUGGGUAAAGUAGCAAAAAUUUCAGAUUUAAAUUAGAUGGGAGAAAUCAUCAAAAAAUUAAAUUCUUCUUUGGAUGAUAUCAAAAGAGAGAGAUCUUUCUCAAUUGAAAAACAUGAUUAUAUGUCUAAAUUAUAAGGCUCAAUUUCUAAAAAGCAAAUUACUUUUGGUUUUUUAUGUUUAGGUUUAUCUAUGA
Messenger RNA from Paramecium sonneborni, 477 nucleotides. Lineage: Eukaryota; Ciliophora; Oligohymenophorea; Peniculida; Parameciidae. The record is from the annotation of a GenBank genome assembly.